Messenger RNA from Elgaria multicarinata webbii, 3300 nucleotides. RefSeq names its product zinc finger protein ZFP2-like. The record is from RefSeq and is a predicted model, not a curated record. Gene Ontology annotation, biological process: regulation of transcription by RNA polymerase II. Gene Ontology annotation, molecular function: DNA-binding transcription factor activity, RNA polymerase II-specific; RNA polymerase II cis-regulatory region sequence-specific DNA binding. The transcript has 6 exons. NCBI's taxonomy places the organism in Eukaryota, Metazoa, Chordata, Lepidosauria, Squamata, Anguidae. Bases 262 to 2523 code for a protein of 753 amino acids.
CUUUGGCGAGCAGCUGGAGGCAGCAAAGGGCGGCUGCGAGGAGGCCGGAGACGGUUCCUGCAUCAACCCGGAGCCAGCAGGAGUGAGGAUCCGGACCCCCUUCUGUGGGGAGCGGAGGGGACUGGGCGUUUCCCACCACCCAGCAAGAACCGGGCUUGAUCUCCCCGGUAGUUUUGCCAUUCUGUGCCUUCAAACACUACUUGGCAAAAGGGAAAGCGAUCCUUUGGCCGUGUUGGACACUGCCUUGAUGUACGAAGUGAAAUGGAGGAACAGGACCUAGCUGGCCCUGAAAUAGAAACGUCUCCUGAGACCAUUCAGGAUGGGAGCAGUGGAGAAUUCUGGGGAACUGUGCAGAAGAUCCAGGGUGAGGACGAUCCCAGCUCAGAAUUACGUCGCCACAGCUUCCGGCAGUUCGGCUAUGAAGAAGCCGAGGGGUCCCGGAAGGCUUGCAGCUGCCUCCACAAUCUCUGCUGUCAGUGGCUGAAGCCAGAGCAACACACGAAGACUCAUAUCUUGGACCUGGUUGCCCUGGAGAAAUUCCUGACUGUCCUUCCCCCGGAGAUGAAGAGCUGGGUGAAGGAAUGUGGAGGAGAGACCAGUUCCCAGGCGGUGGCCCUGGCAGAAGGAUUCCUCCUAAGCCAGGCGGAGGACCAGAAGCAGGAAGAGGAGCAGGACCUAUUUCCUAAGGAGGCCACUGAUAUCGCCGAGGCGCAAAUAAUUCCAUCAGAACCCAGUCAGAGGCUGCUGUCUGGGUGGAUCUUGCAGGAUGGCGACAGAGAAGCCACCUCAUUAGGAGGUGGACAAAGGAUGCAGGAAGUAUGUGCUGGUUCAUCUCUUCGUUGCGAUCUGCUUGGAACAGCUUCUGGGAGACUGGAUCAGGUGACCUUUGAGGAGGUGGCUGUCCGUUUCAACCAGGGGGAGUGGGCUCUGCUGGAUCCGGACCAAAGAGCCCUGCACAGAGAAGUCAUGGAGGAGAUUUGUGGCAUCAUGGCCUCUCUGGGCGGUGAUGGGCUGGACAGUGAGAAUGAAGGAGAGUCAAGCCAGAAGUCACUGGAAAGAGCUGAAUAUAAGCAUGAGACCGAGGAGAGAAGAAAAACUGAAGCAAAAGAGGAAAGGAGGAAUGGAGCCUGCAUUUCUCAGGGUGGUGACAACUCCGAAAUCCCAGUCCAAGAAAGAAUAUGCAAAGGAAAGGAAAGGAACCAGUGUGUUGUGUGUGGGAAAAGCUUCAAUUUUAAAUCAACUCUCAAUAAACAAACAGGAGGGACACUGUAUAAAUGCUGUAGCUGUAGAAAAAGUUGUAGUAUUAGGACGCACCCCACUUCCCAUGAAAAACCCCACACAAGGAAGAAAACGUUUAAAUGCCUGGAGUGUGGAAAGAUCUUCAAUCAAAGUGAAGAACUUAUGGCACACCAAAUCAUUCACACAGGGGAGAAACCAUUUAAAUGCUUCGUGUGCGGAAAGAGCUGCACCCGGCGCUCAGAUCUUAUUUCACACCAAAAAAACCACACAGGGGAGAAACCCUUUAAAUGCCUGGAGUGUGGAAGUAGCUUCAAUCGGAGCUCAAACCUCAUGGCACACCAAAGAAUCCACACAGGAGAGAAACCAUUUCAGUGCUUGGAGUGUGGAAAGAGUUUCAGGCAGAGUUCACACCUUAUGAGGCACCAAAAAAGUCACGCAGGGGAGAAACCAUUUCAGUGCUUGGAGUGCGGAAAGCGCUACAGUCGGCGCUCCGACCUUUUGGCACACCAGAGAAUCCACACAGGGGAGAAACCCUUUCAGUGCUUAGAGUGCGGAAAGUGCUUCAGACAGAGCUCACACCUUAUGAGACACCAAAGAAGCCACACAGGGGAGAAACCAUUUAAAUGCUCAGAGUGUGGAAAGAGCUACAGUCGGCGCUCUGACCUUUUGGCGCAUGAAAAAAGCCACACAGGAGAGAACCCGUUUAAAUGCUUGCAGUGUGGAAGAAGCUUCAGCUGGAGCUCGCAACUCAAGACACACGAAAGAAUCCACACCGCGGAGAAACCAUUUCAAUGCACCGAGUGUGGAAAGAGCUUCAAUCAGAGUGCAAACCUGAUGACCCACCAAAGAAUCCACACAGGGGAGAGACCGUUUAAAUGCUUGGAGUGUGGAAAGAACUUCAGUUGGAGCUCACAACUGAAGACGCACAAAAGGCUUCACGUUGUGGAGAAACCGUUUGAAUGCUUGGAAUGUGGGAAGAGCUUCAAUCGGAGCUCACAACUGACGUUACACGAAAAAGAGCACACAAAGGAGAAAGGGUUUAAAUGCUUGGAGUGUGGAAAGUGUUUCAAUUGGAGCUCAAAUCUGAUGUCACACCUAAGAACUCACACAGGGGAGAAACCCUUCCAGUGCUUGGAGUGUGGAAAGAGCUUCAGCCGGAGCUCACACCUUGUGUCACACAAAAGAAGCCACACGGGCGAGAAGCCAUUUAAAUGCACAGAGUGUGGGAAGAGCUAUAGGAAGAAAGAUUCCCUUAUUUCACAUCAAAAAAUCCACACGGGGUAGUGUGAAUGUCACCUGACAGGAAUGGUGGCUUAAGACCUUAGCUCGGUGCCAUGUAAUGACUUUAAAAGCACAGAACCGCUGUGAAAAUGCUGGGAAUCGCCAUUUGGAAGUACCAGCCCCUAAGAUAUGGAAUGAGGGAAGUACUGACACGUAGGCCAGAGAUUUAAAGUUCUGUCUGGGAUGCUUUAAGGUGGAUGCCUGCAUUAAGCAGGGGGUUGGACUCGAAGGCCUUACAGGCCCUUUCCUACUCGUCUAUUCUAUUAUUUUGGUGCCGAAAGCAAUCUUUUACUUCUGAAAUCUCCGACCCAAGUAUGACAGCUGAACAGGUUCAUCACAAUAAAGCUGAAACCACUCCAAAUUACCACAGCUUCUUACACGGAACGGCAGACCAACUUCUACAACAUUGUCAGAAGAAAAGGUUAUGGCACUGUGGGACAUGGCAAUGAAUAAUAAAAUUAAUAAUAAUAAUAAUAAUAAUAAUAAUAUAUUUAUUUAGCGCUUUCUCACAAAGCGCUGUACAUGAGAUGAAAUAGAUCUGCAGUUUACAAAAAAUUGAAUAAAUAAAAGAGGAGUAAUAAGUCAUGAUAAUAAAACGAUAAUCAGAAUACAGAAUGAAAACCUUUAAAAUCGGAUGUGUCAAGGAAGGCCUAUUUAAAUAAAAAUGUCUUCAGCAGGUGCCAGGGAGUUACAGGCAGGGAGUUACAGAGAGAGGAUUCGAAGCAGAUUGCAAGUCCAUGCAGAACCAUGGCCAGCGCUGGAAAAAGCAGUGAGGAUUAC